AUCCAGCGCCCUCUUCUCUCCCCCGGUUACCGAACAUGACACAACGUCUGCCGGUAUAAAAACCUAGUGCCACUCCUACCGAGGCUCCACUCGCGCGUCUGGAGACCACUCCGCGGUGCUCUGCAGCCAAUACAGGGAGGAGGCUGCUGCUGGUGCCCGUGCGCGCGCGUGUGUGUACCGGGGAGACGAAAGGAUGGCCGCCUUAGUCCAAUGUGCAGAAAUGGAGACUUUAACCGUGCGGAGCAAGUCGGCCACGUCUCCCACGUCCUCCAGCCCCGCGCAGCACUUCAACGACGGCAAGUUCUACCUGCUGGUGGUCAUCGGGGAGAUCCUCGCGGAGGAACACCUCAAGUGUGCCAUCGCGGACAUAGAGAAAGGGAUCCGCUCAUGGGACGCCAACCUGAUGGACUGCAACCUGGACCAGGAGCUCAAGCUGUUUGUCUCCAGGCACUCGGCCCGCUUCUCUGCAGAUGUCCGAGGGCAGAGAAUUCUUCACCAUAAGAGUAAUGUCCUGGAGACGGUGGUGCUCAUCAACCCUUCAGAUGAAGCCGUCAGCACCGAGGCCCGGUUGAUGGUCUCAGACACUGCCAGGCACAAGCUUCUGGUUCUCUCGGGGCAAUGCUCUGAAAUCAGCGGGGAACUGAUUCUCCAGUCCGGAUCGUUCUCUUUCUUCAACUUCAUAGACAUUUUCACCGACCAAGAGAUUGGUGAAUUGCUCAGCACCAUUCACCCGGGAAACAAAGCCAACCUCACACUGUCCUGCCCUGAACAAGGCGAAUGGAAAAACUCCAACUUGGACAAACACAACCUGCAGGACUUCAUUUACAUGAAACUGAACUCCACCCCCAUUCUCCCUGAAAUGGAGGGCCUCUCAGAGUUCACAGAGUAUUUGUCUGAAUCAGUAGAGAUCCCAUCUCCCUUUGACAUGUUAGAACCGCCAACCUCGGGUGGAUUCCUGAAACUCUCAAAACCGUGCUGUUACAUUUUCCCCGCCGGUAGCGGCGACUCCGCCCUCUUUGCGGUCAACGGCUUCAACAUGCUCAUUAAUGGAGGCUCGGACCGGAAGUCGUGCUUUUGGAAGCUGGUGAGGCAUCUGGAUCGCGUGGACUCCGUCCUCCUGACCCACAUCGGUGACGACAACCUGCCGGGCAUCAACAGCAUGCUGCAGAGGAAGGUCGCAGAGCUCGAGGAGGAGCAGUCACAAGGUUCCACAGCUAACAGCGACUGGGUGAAGAACAUGAUUUCUCCAGAUAUCGGCCUUGUGUUUGUGAACCUUCCUGAGAACCUGGAUAACCCUGAACCUAACUACCGAGUGCGGAGGAAUGUUGAGGAGGCAGCGUUCACUCAGCAGUUCCUCACCAAGCUGAAUUUGAGGUUAGAGCCUUUGCAAAGGCCUGUUGGAAACAUGAUUGAACCGCUCAUACUUUUUCAGAAAAUGGGGGUUGGGAAGCUCGAGAUGUAUGUGCUCAAUCCAUCAAGGAACAGCAAGGAGAUGCAGCACUUUAUGAAGCAGUGGACAGGAAGUGAAAAAGACACAGCCUCCAUUCUGCUGCCAAAUGGGAAGGAAUCUGAGUUCCCCGUCUCUUACUUGACUUCAAUCUCUUCGCUCAUUGUGUGGCACCCUGCAAAUCCCUUAGAUAAGGUUGUGCGUGUUCUCUUUCCUGGAAAUACCACCCAGCAUCAAGUCUUCGAAGGUUUAGAGAAGAUAAAGCACUUGGACUUCCUGAAACAGCCAGUCGUCACUCAGAAAGCGAUGUCUUCUAAUAUGCCGACGACACCGACCCUUAAGCAAGCUAAGAUGAAACACAGAACGGACAGUAGAGAGAGCCUAAAGUCUACCCCAAAGCCGUCACCGAGCAAAAGCAUCAGGAAGGAUUCAAAGGAGGAAGAAAAGGCAAAAGCAGAUGCGGAAUCAUCUCAUGAAAAAACACAGAAGAUUGAGAAAAAAGAAAAGGUCCUCCUGAAAAAGGACAAGGCGAAGGCACCCGAAAAAGAAUCGAAAGCAAAGCCAGAGCAAGCAGCUCAAAAUGAAACUCCAGAAAAAAAGAAGUUUGACUUAAAACCCAAAAAGGAGGCCAACGUUUCUGUGGAGAAGAAAAAGGAAGUUAAAAGAGAAGUAGCAAAGAAAGAUGAUACACCCAAACACGCCAUUAAAAAGGAUGAAAAAGUCAAAAGAGAGGAGGCAAAGAAAGUUAUGAAAAAGGAUAUCAGAAGAGACUCCCCAAUGAAGGAGAAGAGGGAAGAAAAGAAAGAGCAAAAGAAAGAUGUCAAAAGGCCUUUUAAAGACAUGAAGAAGACUGUGGGUGAAGAAAAGAGUCUAGCACCAAAACCAAAGCCCCUGAAAAAAGACAAUGCUUCAAAGAAAGACGCAGGAAUCGCAUCAAAGUUAAAAGAAAAAGGAAAGCCAAAGGUGACAAAGAAGGAGCCAAAGGUGGACAGUGGCAAGCUCGCAGCAAGUGCAGCUGCUAUUGUAGAGGAUCCAGAAGUAGUACGAUCCCUGAUGUCCACACCGGAGGACCUCACUAAGGACUUUGAGGUGCUUAGAACUGAAGAUUUGGUGGAGGAUGAUGCAACUGUGCCACAAAUUAAAGAAGAAGAGGCUGUGAUGAUCCACAGUGAAGAAAUAAUACAAACCAAAGAAUCAUCUGAGCCAUUAGAGUCGGUGGAUGAGGGCAUAACCACCACGGAGGUUGAAGGAGACGAUCGAGAGACUCCAGAAGAACAAGUCCUGAAAGGAAAAUUCAACGUCAGUGGAGGUGAGAAGUUUGAAGAUGAAGGUACUGUCAUGGAGGAGACAUCCGAGGGAGGAGAAUAUGAAGAGAAGGGAGAGAUAGAAGAAGUUUAUGAACCGCAGAGAGUGGAACAAGAUGAAGAUAAGAUUAUUCCCAGUGAAGAUGAACACCAAGACAGGAAUAAUGACGUCAAACCAGAAGCUGGUGUGUUAGACAACGAGGAUGCAACUAAUAAAAAUGUAGAAGGUCAGAAUGAAAGUGUGGAAGAAAACAACAAACACGAUCUAUUUGUAUCAGCCUCACCAAAAGUGUCCUCACCUGUUUCUCCAGCUGCAUCUAUCCAUGACGAAAUGCUUCCUGUUGGCUUUGAGAGCUCAACAACCUCGGAUAACGAGAACAGAGAUGAACUCCCUGAGGAUUACACCGCCACCUCUGGCCACACUCAGUCCACCAUUGAAAUCUCCAGUGUGCCUACUCCCAUGGAUGAGAUGUUGACUCCUAGGGACGUUAUGAGUGACGAAAACAGCAACGAUGAGUCUCCUUCACCGGACGUGGGCAGGUUUGGGACAUCAGCAUCUGGAGAGUUUGACAGGAAGAAGCUGUCUCCACUUCCGAAUAUGCAAGGGACAGAUCACUCGCAGAGUGAUGCCACAGAAGGCCGGGACUACAACCAUUCCGCUUCCACGAUAUCUCCCUCUUCAUCACUAGAAGAGGAUAGAUUCUGUAAGGGGUUUCCCUCUGCGGGGAACAAUGAAGGGUUUGCCACAGCUCAAGAGUCAUGUGAAGAUCACGACGCAGACACGGUUAGACUCGGUUCAACUUCCACAACUUCACCUCUUGUGCGUUCUCCUUCAGUGGACCGCAAGUUUGAUUCUCCAUCCCUGUUUGUUGCUCCGAUAGAACUGUCCACCACGCUGGCAGGGUGUGCCGGAGAGACGGCUAAUCCCUCCAUCAGCCCAGAUGACAAGACAUUGGAGGGAGCUAUCUCCCCUCAGUCCUCUGGUCACACACCUUACUAUCAGUCCCCAGUAGAUGAACGAGCGGGAGCUCUACCACCUGUGUCAGAAGAUGACGCACAGGGUCCAAUAAUUGUGGAGGUCACAAGUGACAAAGAGGAUUCCUCAAAUAGAGGUACUCCAGAGCCUAAGGAGCCAGAGCAAGAAAGUUCAUCCCCUGUAGAGAGGAUAAUGUCCUCUCCAAAAGGCUCACCUUCAACUGAACCCGAUUCCCCAACAAAGAUGGAAAAGUCACUCUUCAAUGUAGAACAGGGGGAAAAUGGAGAUUCAACCUUGUCCUCAGCACCAACUACAAAACAGGAAUCAGAAACUAAUCCUUUCACAGCUUUCAAAGAAGAGAGUAAAAUGUCCAUUUCAGAGGGUACCACAUCCGACAAGUCAGGGACCCCUCCGGAGGAGGUGGUAGCGGAAGAUACAUUUUCACAUUUAGCUUCGGCGUCCACCACCUCUCUGGCCACCAGCUCCUUGCCAGAACCCACCACUGACUCUCGCUCCCUUCAUGCUGAGGUAGGCUCCCCUCACUCAACAGAGGUAGAUGACUCUUUCUCUGUAUCUGUGGUUCAAACCUCAACCACCUUCCACGAAGCUGAGGGAUCUCCAUCCAAGGAAGAUAGCCCAAGGCCCAUGUCUAUCUCCCCAGACAUCUCACCAAAGACGAAAAGCAGAACACAGGACACAAAAUCCCCAGAGCACUCCACUAUGUCAAUCGAGUUUGGCCAGGAGUCCCCUGACCACUCCUUAGCCCUGGACUUUAGUAAGCAAUCUCCAGAGCAUCUGUCUGUGGGAAGUGGUUCACGUGCUACAGAGAAUGGCCCGACUGAGGUUGACUACAGCCCCUCAGAUGGAGCCAAUGGAAAACCAUCUGAAGACCAUAGUUCCACAGUGGAAAAGUCUUUUCUUUUUGAAGAGAGUGAUUCAGUGCUUGCCACUUCUGCAACCCCAUCAGAUGCAUCUCAGUCGACUCCCUCUGUUACAACCCCGUGCCAGAUGACAGAGAUGCUGCGUGCCAUGGCCGACCAGACAGACAAGUCUCCAGUCACUCCAAAGGCAUCCUCUCUCACCCAUUCUCCCCAUUCCAAUGAGCCAUCCCCAGUCCUAGGAGGCUCCCCGGCUAAGGAAUAUAGCAGCCCAAUUUCACCAUCUGUGGAGAGCUUUGCUAAUACAUCUGACACGCAACAGAAAUACGACAAGUCACCCUCACCUCCCAAAGUUGAUUCUCCUUCAUCGUCUUUCGCCUUUUCAAAUAAAGAGACCUUUUCUCCGGCGAAGGAGACUAAUCCCUUUAAAUGUGAAGAUUCUCCACUUGAGGUCAAAUCCCUUGUGAGCCCCAAAAUGCCCCUUCCGUCAUAUCUACCUCUCUCCUCUGAUCCCUGCAAUUAUAAUACUGCAUGUGGCUCCAGGGACCGAGACUUUUCCACUGAGAAGAGCCCCUCUGCUCCAUCUAAGACAGACGUCGACCUCUGUCUAGUCACUUCAUGUGAGUACCUCCACCCCAAGACCGAACUGUCCCCAUCUUUCAUCAACCCGAACCCUCUAGAAUACUUUAUCAAUGAGGAGAACGCCACGGAUGAAGAAAAGCCUCUGACCAAGUCCGGAGGAGGGCCCCCACCUCCAGGGGGUAAGCUUUCCGCCAAGCAGUGUGAGGAGACCCCGCCCACAUCCAUCAGUGAGUCCGCCCCCUCCCAGACAGAUUCAGAUGUCCCACCGGGGACAGAGGAGUGCCCCUCCAUUACAGCAGACGCUAACAUUGACUCUGAAGACGACUCCGAGACUCUGCCUACUGACAGAACGCUGACCUACAGGCAUGCCGAUCCUCCUCCGGUGACCCUCAGGGACUCUGCUCCAUCCUCAGGCCAUCCCGAUGUCUGCAUGGUGGACCCAGAGGCCCUUAAGGCCGAGGAAAACCUCCACAAUGCUAAUACGGAAGGAGGAGAAAAGCCCAAGAAGAAAAAGCUAUUGAAAAAGUCUUCCUCGCCAGCUAGGAAGACUGCUCUAUCGAAAGUGAAGGACACAAAGACUUUGUCUCCAAAGAAGAGUGUCGGAGAAGGGAAAGAUGCAAAAAAUGCAACCAAUACCUCUGCGUCUAAAGGUGUAAAAAGUGCCUCGUCAGGUACUGGCAGCGGUAAAGUGUCAGGUGGUGCAUCUCUGCCCAACUGUCCUCCUAUGUACAUGGAUCUGGUUUACAUCCCUAAUCACUGCAAUGCCAAGAAUGCGGAUGCCGAGUUCUUUAAGCGGGUGCGCUCUUCUUACUAUGUGGUCAGUGGCAACGACCCGACGGCUCAGGAGCCCAGUAGGGCUGUCCUCGAUGCUCUGCUUGAAGGAAAGGCCCAGUGGGGAAACAAUUUGCAGGUCACUCUGAUUCCAACCCACGACACUGACGUGAUGAGGGAGUGGUACCAGGAGACCCACGACAAGCAGCAGGAGCUCAACAUCAUGGUGCUGGCCAGCAGCAGCACUGUCGUCAUGCAGGAUGAGUCCUUCCCCGCUUGUAAGAUAGAGAUGUAGGAAGGGAACAAACCCAUGUAGCAUCAAACCCUAAACACUUAAACACUUAUAUUCUAAAAUGCUACUGCUUGUGUACUAAACCCUGAAAACGGAUAAUAUCUCCAAUGAGGACGAACACUUAUACAAAUUAGCUUUGAGGACAUCUAUGACAUCCUCAUGGGGAUUUUUUAGGAUUAAAUGGAUUGUGCUGGGAGGAAAUUAUAAUCCCCCCCCCCAAAAAAAACAUCCAAGUCAUUAUGGUCCAAAUUUAGAGCUAACUCAUACAGUUCAAAUAAUAAUGAUAUUGACGAGGUAUUGAGUUUUCCCCCGGAUCAGAAUACAUGGGAGGGUUUAAUCAAUUUAGCUGCUGUGAAGGAACUAAACAGCCGUGCGUAUGAUAUAUUCUUGAAUAACAGCUGUUAUCCACACCAAAGGAUGUUAUUGCCUUAGGGAGAGAGUCAAAGUGAAUGUAUAAGAACUGGUGCAGUAGGCAGGCGACUCCACACACUGGUGGUCAAUCCCAAAAAGGACUGUUACAUGGUCACAUAGCUGAAUGGCGGUGGAUCGGAAUUAACUUGAAAAGACACUUGACACUGAUUAGCAUUGAUGUGAUGUCUGACUAUGUUUUUUUAAGUUGGUUUUUAUUUGAUUUAUAGUGGAUGUUUUGAUUAUGGUUUAUGUUGCUGCUUAUGUAUGAAUACAAAUGUAUUAUGUUAAUUUAUUGUGCUUGAUUGUCCAGAUAGCCUUUUGCACUGCGCCACAGGAAGCUGCUUCAGGAUGCGCUCCCUCGCCUUUUGUCACAAUGCUUUUUAGAGGAUCGCCUUUUAUUUCAGAUUUCAGUCUGUUUUAUUUCGGGUUAUAUUCAAAAAGAGAACAAAUCUGAUCUUUUUCUUAUGCCUGUUUUUUUUUUAUGUAUUCAUUGAGCUAUGGGAGAGCUAGCCUUUCCCAUUGUAAAGCAGGAUAUUUUCAUAAACCUUAAAAUGUCUUGUUUUUCUAAAGCAUUGUACUAUAAUUAUAAAUAACUUGGUGGCUGAUGGGGUGGUUGGAAGACAUGCAUGAUGUGCUAAGAUUUGUUCUCUUUUUUUUUUUUUUACGAGGGUUUUUGCUCAAACUUGCAUUAAGAACAAUAGGGCUAGGCUAAAUUAAUUAAUGUAAGGAGCAUUUUAUGAUUUUUGCAAGUUGCGCCAUGACGUUGUACACCACAGUAACUCAAAUGGUGUACACGUGUGCAUUAUCAAUAUAACACUUGGCUUUGGGUGCGCUGCAGAGGCUUUUUAGGGUUGAAGCCUGAAAAACUUCUUGCGACAGAUGAGUUUGUCCUCUUUAGUCGGGAUGAACAGGUGACAGCUUCCAGUAGAGUCUUGAGAGGGGCGAGUCACCACAGGUGAGAGUGAGUGACUUGUGUGUUUUAGAUGAAAGUAUGUAAAACAAAAAAAAACUAGACACUUUAAACACAUACAUGACAGAAACCAAACUAACAGUACAGACGCCGCAGAUCAAGCCUUGACAGGCUUUUGGAGAGACACUUAACAAAUCACAACUCGAUGAUUACGGCUUUGGUACUUUGGGGCUCUUCUAUCAACUCGCCAAGCUCACCAGAUAUUUUCUGAAACGAUGUCCGGUAUUCGUGAUACCGCUAACGACCAGGUUUCCCGCAGGGGAACUCGAACCAACACCACGACCAACAACACACCUACAAUCUCUGAACUGACAUUUCUCUUGAAAACCGGCAUUUCUUCCUCUCUUUCUCUCUCUCUGUCUAUUUAUCUAUGCCUUUUUCUCCUUAUCUUUCUCUUGGGAGAACUUUAAUAAGGUGUGUCUGCAGCUGUGUGGUAUAUCUGUCUUGUGAUCUUGCAUCUUCUCUGCCCCCCCUAUACCCCUACUCAUAUGUAGCUUAUAGCAAUUAGUUUCAAUUGAAAUUAUUCCUUAGUGCUUUCUAUUGUGUGUGUGUGUGCAAUAUCUCCUCUACCCAUAUGGUGAAGCUGAUGUAAGAGGAACCACUACUAAAGAACAAACAUCUAAAACAAACACAUUAAAAUCUGGUGUG
Molecule: messenger RNA, 8279 nt
Organism: Cyclopterus lumpus (lumpfish)
Lineage: Eukaryota; Metazoa; Chordata; Actinopteri; Perciformes; Cyclopteridae
Gene: map1b
Product: microtubule-associated protein 1B
Exons: 7
Coding region: 194-6253 (2019 amino acids)
Biological process (GO): dendrite development; microtubule cytoskeleton organization; regulation of microtubule depolymerization
Cellular component (GO): microtubule; microtubule associated complex; dendrite
Molecular function (GO): microtubule binding; actin binding
Source: RefSeq, a predicted model, not a curated record